AUGGCGCAGCAUCUUGUCUUAGUGAUCGUUUUCGGUGUAUUAGUUUGCGACAAUGUUCGUCUUGUUCAAUGCGCUGAUAAAUGCAAAACCCGCGCGGAUUGCAAAAGCGAUUAUUGGGCGUAUUGCUGCGGUGGAUACUUCGGGAGCAAAGAUCGAUCUUGUACGUCUGGUUCGUGUUUGAAUCACUAUUGCUCAAGCGACAGUGAUUGUGGCGACCCAUCAAUGUGUUGCCGCUCUAAUAAAUGUGCCAACAAGGGUUGCUCUGGAUGUACCAAAAAUUCAGACUGUUAUGGAAGGCAUGUCUGUUGCAAGAAGACGUUUCUUUUGAACCAGACUGUCUGUGCUGCGAAUUGUAUCAACCAAACUUGUAAUUCCAACAGUGACUGUGCUGGUUGGGGAGAGUGUUGUCGAUCGGGAAAGUGUGUCAAAACAGGCUGUAGCGAUAAGUGUACAUCGAAUUCCGAGUGCAAUUUGGAUGAAUAUUGUUGCAAGAAGAAGAGUUCCGGCUAUUGGGGAGAUAGUUGUGCCAAAAGUUGUGUGGGCGAGUUCUGUUGGAUUAACGACGACUGUGGGGCUCGAAAUGAGUGUUGUAUUUCUAACAAAUGUGUAGAUCGUGGUUGUUCGGGAUGUACUACAAACUCACACUGCAGUAGUGGACAUUACUGUUGUAAGAAAAGACAGUGGUAUGUUGGUGAAUUUAGUGAGUGUAGUGAACAUUGUAUUGGAAAAUCUUGUAGUACAAGUGAUGACUGUGGUGGCCCGGGCGAGACUUGCGACUCUGAGCAUAGAUGCGCAGUUAACCAAAACAGCAACUCUCUCUCAUCAUGGGCGAUUGCUGUUAUUACUGUAAGUCUAGUUGUAUUUCUUAUUGUUGUUGGAAUAACACUAGCUGUGUUUUGGUAUGUAAAAAGGAAGCGACCAACGAAUGCAACUCAAGCGGGAACUGUGCCUCUACAGAACACUUCAUAUCAAGGGACACAAAUCCAGAAUCAACAACCAAACACCCAGUUUUCGCAUCUUAACAAUCCAACUGCAUUUCAAAAUUAUCCUCAUCAUGGCAACAACAACGUGGCUCGUCAAUCCCACAAUCCUAGUCACUACCCUCAUGGAUUCCAAUAUGGAGCACAGGGUUAUGUAGAUUCUCCUCCAAACUACGAUGACCAAGGACACCACACUACUCUGUCUUCAUAUCCUGCACAAAGUGACAACGAAAUACAUCAGAACCACAAUCGACUUCACGACCCUGUUUAUCACACUCUCAAAUCCCCGGAAGUGACAAAAGAUGCACAAUUUCAAGACAUCAGUGGCCAACAAAUGUAUCCACAGAAUGCCCCUCGCCAAGGUCACGAUUACCACCAUCAUCCUCCGUAUAACCCACAGUAUCAAGGCAAACCAUAA
Molecule: messenger RNA, 1398 nt
Organism: Paramuricea clavata
Lineage: Eukaryota; Metazoa; Cnidaria; Anthozoa; Malacalcyonacea; Plexauridae
Source: the annotation of a GenBank genome assembly